Molecule: messenger RNA, 1123 nt
Organism: Cydia fagiglandana
Lineage: Eukaryota; Metazoa; Arthropoda; Insecta; Lepidoptera; Tortricidae
Product: mitochondrial import receptor subunit TOM40 homolog 1-like
Exons: 4
Coding region: 29-1123 (364 amino acids)
Biological process (GO): protein import into mitochondrial matrix
Cellular component (GO): mitochondrial outer membrane; mitochondrial outer membrane translocase complex
Molecular function (GO): transmembrane protein transporter activity
Source: RefSeq, a predicted model, not a curated record
AUUAUUUUUCUACGAUUUAAAUAAAAUAAUGUUCAAAAGUGAUUCCCAGUCCACAACCUUGUCGGAUUUGAUCAAGCGAGGUUUCUUUGAAGCUGUUUAUGCGAGCAGUAAUCCUAAUUCCAGUGAUAAUUCCCCAAGGCGUGGUGCGUGUGAGCCUGUGGAAGAGAAGCGUAGGGUUUGUCCGCCGCCAGUGCCGACGUGUUCUGUCGCAAACCGUGGGAAAACCGGGGCUGGUGUAUCCGGUUCUCGUAACCAGACGCAAGGCGACCCUAGCGGGCUGCCCUCGGGUGCAACCAACCCGGGUUUACUCAGAUACAUCCACAGCGCAGCUCGCUACAGGAUACCCCAGUGCUUUGAGGGCGCUUCUCUCUGUGUUAAACAGGAUAAUAAUGAAAAUUGGAUGCUCGGUCACUCUAUGGCCUUCAGUUCAGUAUCGCCGGGUGGUUACAAGCUUCUACUUUCCUACAUGGACAAAAGCAAACCGUCAAACCUGCCUUACUUUGUAAUGGAGGCGGCGCCAGGCGGACAGAUGAGCUGCGAGGCUCGGGUCGGGCCCUCCGACAGUACUCGGGCCUCAGUGGUUGUGCAAAUCGCUGACCGCGAGAUUUACAGCUUUGAAAGCAUUUUUGACGCCUAUUUUACCAAUUGCACGGCUUCUGUGAUUGCUGUCAAUAAGGAUUUCAUUGCUCUACAUUUUCUUCAGGCGAUAACGGAUAGAAUAUCACUGGGGGCCGAGUUCGUAUCCCGCGUACAAGCGACGGAGCUGAGCUCAGCAUCAGCCGCGGCACGCUAUAUGACAAAGCAGUAUUCAGCUAGCGCUACCCUGGGUAGUCGUGGCUUGGACCUAUGUUAUGCGCAAGCCAUCGCGCCGCACCUCACCGUCGCGGGGAUGUUUGAGGUUGGCUUUGCAUUUCGCCGUGCGGUAGCAACCCUGGCCUACGAAUGGCGCGCGGACGAGUGGACGGUCCGAGGCUCGGCCGACUCGGACGGCCUAGUCGGCGUGACGCUGCAGCGCGCCCUGGGCGGCAAGCAGGCCAAGCUGGCUUGCGAAAUAUCGGCGUUGCUCAACCACCCUAAUAAUAAGUUCCGGCUCGGCUUCGGAGUGACUGCUGCUGUUAGCUAG